Molecule: messenger RNA, 1738 nt
Organism: Culicoides brevitarsis
Lineage: Eukaryota; Metazoa; Arthropoda; Insecta; Diptera; Ceratopogonidae
Gene: Ppa
Product: F-box/LRR-repeat protein 14
Exons: 2
Coding region: 163-1596 (477 amino acids)
Cellular component (GO): cytoplasm
Molecular function (GO): protein binding
Source: RefSeq, a predicted model, not a curated record
ACAAAGCAUCGCAAGACACAAAAUUCGGAAAUUACUCCCACAAAUACCCGUCUUUUCGUUCGUAGAGUAGUGCUAAACCGUAAAAAAAUGCAAAAUUAACGUGUUCCGUGUGCCGUUGUAGCGAUAGAAUUUAGUUUACAUCGCGAAAAAUCCGUCGCAAAAAUGACGCAUCUUCAGUUUCCUCCGUCUCUUUAUUAUUUGCAAGACUCGUUUCAUGCACAUCUACCACCCGCGGGGAUGCAACAAUACCAUGGCCCGUCGUAUCCGGCGCAUUUGUUGCAACAAACCUCGAAUGCCUUCAAUUUUGCGCGUGGCUUUCCGCAUUUCUCGACAUUUUCCAACGUUUCGACGACGACAAGUGCAUCAGAUUCCGUUGCAGCUGACAUGAUGGAUGCCGAGGAUGAGGAAGAUGGACGAACAAAAAUCACAAAUUUGUAUCCCGAAAUACUGACAAUCAUUUUCAGUAAGCUCGAUUUGCAGAGUAAAGGGCGCGUUGCGAGGGUUUGCAGCGGAUGGCGUGAUGCAGUUUACGCGAAAUCCUGUUGGAAGGGCAUCGAAGCGAAAUUGCAUUUGCGCAAGGGUUCGCAAGCCUUGUUUUCGUCUCUCAUCAAGCGGGGAAUUCGUCGCGUGCACAUUCUCUCGCUGAAACGCUCACUCAAAGACGUGGUUGUAUCGUUACCGAACCUGGAAUCGCUAAAUCUCAGUGGUACCUAUAACAUUACCGACGUUGCCAUAACGCAAGCUUUCAGUCUGAUGCUCCCGAAUUUGCGGGUACUUGACAUGUCGUUGUGCAAACAAGUCACAGACACGUCAAUUGGGCAAGUAGCGCAUCACAUCCCGAAUUUGGAGGUUUUGGACUUGGCUGGAUGCGGAAAUAUCACAAAUACGGGACUUUUGCUCAUCGCGUGGGGCCUUAAAUCGCUAAAACGACUGAAUUUGCGUUCGUGCUGGCACAUUUCCGAUCAGGGCAUCGGACAUUUGGCGGGCAUGACGAAAGACAAAGCCGAUGGCACCCGAAGUUUGGAGCAUCUCGGAUUGCAAGAUUGCCAACAUUUGACUGAUGAUGCCUUGAAAUACAUCGCCGAAGGCUUGCCAUCGCUCAAAAGCAUCAAUUUGUCGUUUUGCGUCUCGAUUACGGAUCAGGGAUUGCGACACUUGAACAAAAUGUCGACACUGGAGGCACUUAAUCUGAGUGCGUGUGAUAACAUUACGGAUUGCGGCAUCGCGUACCUGCUCGAUGGCGUAACGACGUUGCAAACGCUGGAAAUGAGUUUUUGUGAUAAAAUUGGGGAUGCGGCUCUCAAUCACAUUGCCAAUACGCUGUUUCAGCUGAAAGUGUUGAGCUUGAAUGCGUGCCGCAUUACGGAUGUCGGGUUAAUUCGCGUCGCGCGUGCCAUACACGACCUUGAAGUAUUGAAUGUCGGACAAUGUUGCGCCAUUACGGAUCAAAGUGUGGCGGUUUUGUCCGAGGAAUUACAGAAUUUACGUGCCAUUGACAUUUAUGGUUGUACCAAAAUCACCUCCGAAGGCUUAAGUAUCAUCGUCAAGUUGCCAAAACUCGAACAUCUCAAUUUGGGAUUGUGGCACAAAAGAUGAUUUCUCUUUUUAUUUUUCUUUUCUUGAUAUUUUUUUUAGUUCGUUAGACAAUUUCUUCCAUUAUUACUCCUAAUUUUAAGCGCAAUUUUUAAGUGUCUUAUAUUUUUUUCGUAUUUUUAUGAAAUUUAAAACUAAUUUUGGU